Vollenhovia emeryi is the source of this 3444-nucleotide messenger RNA. RefSeq lists its product as uncharacterized. Lineage: Eukaryota; Metazoa; Arthropoda; Insecta; Hymenoptera; Formicidae. Bases 1 to 3444 code for a protein of 1147 amino acids. The record is from RefSeq and is a predicted model, not a curated record. The transcript has 2 exons.
AUGUCGUCGGGCAUGACAUCGUCGCACGAGCCCACGACGGCGACGGCGGAGGCGGCGGAGCUGGACAGUGACGGUUCGAGCUGCGGCGAACGCGACGUCUGGAAGCGCGUUCGCGGCGACCUCGCCGACGCCGGGCCCAAGAAGCGUCGGAAGCAGACCACGCCGGUAAGACUGUCGUCUGGCCUCGCGGGCGUGCACGAGGACGCGCGCGAGGACGAACGCAAGGACGAGGACGUCGAAGGUAAGCCGUCGUCGCGAUCGCCGUUGCCGAGCAACGACCAUCACCACCAGCAACAACAACACCGUCACCACCACCACCACCAUCACCAUCACCACUCGCCGUCGUCGAAAGACGAGAAUCUGAACAACGAGUUCCGCUGCCAGCACUGCGGCCGGCUCUUCGACAGCGACGAAACGCUCAAUGUCCACAUGGACGGCGAGCACGGUGGCGCGAGUCAAGCGACGCCGGCUGUCGCGAUCAAGGUAGAGCCGGCGCAGCAGCUGGACCCGACUAACGAGGGUCCCGUUAGUCUCUUAAGCGUUAAGAAUUUCGCGACCACGUGGCUGGCGUCCGGUAGCCAGCAGCACGUGCAAUCGCAGACGCAGAUGCAACCGCAGGGCGAUGAGUCGUGGUCGGGCGGCCCGGUCAAUCAAAUCGUCACGAUGACCAACCUACAGGCGCUCUCGAAUUUCCCCGGCGCUCUCGCGCCGUACCUACCCCUGUCAACUUUCUCCCUGAGCGAGCCUCAGCUUCCCAGAUCCUCCCUCGGUCAUGUGCCGGUUAAGAUUUUCAAUCCGGACGCGUAUUGCGACAUGUGCAACAAGGAGUUUUGUAACAAGUACUUCCUGAAGACGCACAAGGCCAACAAGCACGGGAUCUACGUAGACUCGCCGACGCCAGCCGUGGCUAUAGAUUCCGCCGGUAUUGUCGGCGGCGGCGUGUUCGGCGCCGCCAACUUCCACGCGGGUAACGCGAGCGUGAAACUGGAGCCGUCGGCGACUCCGCCGCAGAAACGUUUCCGCAACGAGGAUCCCACGAGGAAGCACAAGCAGAAAACGCACAACGAGUCUCCGAUAGAUCAGCAGACGGACGGCCAGCAGAUAUUCGUGUCGCAGAGCGCAGAGGAAGAUCAAGUGGCGCCGCGCGACAGUCCCAGCGGCAUGGAGUUGCUUCUGAAGCAGGAAUACGGCGUUGAACAGGAGGACGCGACCUUCAUGCCGGCCCCGAGACACCUAUCGCCCAAGUCCAUCCAGCGAGCGCGCGAUUCCGGUUUCAGCACCGAUCUUUUGCGUCACCUCGGCGUCAUAAAUCCCGAAGCAUUCUGCGAGAUCUGCUGCAAGGAGUACUGCAACAAGUAUUUCCUGCGCACGCACAAGAUGAAACGGCACGGCAUCGUCGUGCAGGACAACGAGAAGUCGCCCGGCAAUCUCGGCACGGCCGUCGCUACUUGGCACCAGGUGCAGACGAGUCCGCUGAACUUGAUCGUGUCCGAGGCCACCGCAACGAGUGCGGAGUCCAACGACCGCGGCGGCGAGGAGCACGAGUGCAAGCCCUGCGAUAUUCGCUUCCAGACUAUCGGUCUGUACAAGGCGCACUGCAGGAAGAUGCACGAGAGCGAGGAACGCGGUUCGCCGAGGCAGGAGUACGACUUGGACAUCUCUGAUCAGCGUACCGACUCGAUCUCAGAGGACCUUCAAAAGUUGCAGACUAUGAUCAUGCAGCUGAACGGUUUGGAUUCUGGCAAGGGAUUAUCCUGCGCCGUCUGCGGCAGGGAAUGCGACUCAAGGUCGGCCCUGCGCGUUCACAUGGCGACCGAGCACGGCGUCGCCGGUGACGAGGCCUCGUCGUCGCCACAGAAGUCACCCACGGUCGUCUCGACUAUUUUUUGCACCCUUUGCGAGAAGGAUUAUCCUAGCCAAGACGCACUGAGGAGACACAUUAGCGAGGAACAUCAGCCCAUUGUGUCGAGCGCUACUCCGAGCGGCCAAACGACAACGACGACGGCGACGACGACGACGACAACGACGACGACGACGACGGAGAGGAAGCUGACGUCACUGACCCCCACGUCGAGUUAUUGUGAGAUCUGCAACAAGGAGCUGUGCAACAAAUAUUUCAUGAAGACGCACAUGCAGCGGAUGCACGGCAUCGAGAUCGAAAACGGCGCACAGAUCGGUGGCGUCAUCUGCAACAUUUGCAACAAGGAGCUGUGCAGCAAGUACUUCCUGCGUGUUCACAAGCACAACACUCACGGGAUCGUCGACGAGAACGCGUCGUCGGGAUCGGCGUCGAACAAGCAUGAGUCCUCUGACGCUCCCGGCGCCGAGGACUCGGCGUUGAAACCGGAGCAACUGGGCGAUCUCAGUCUCAAAUACUUCACCAAUUUCACCGAAGUGUGUCCGAUCUGCAGUCGAAGGUUCCGCAGCAUCAAGUGGCUGAAGGCCCACCUGAUGGGCGACCACGGCAAAGCAGGGAUCGACAAGUGGCGCGAAUUGGAGCAGCAGUAUCAAGCGACGUCCAGAACCAGCGGUAGAGGCGUCGCUGCGGCGAAGAACGCGCAGCAAACGUCGAAUCUCAAGAUCCCCAAUGGCUUCGAGGUCGUCCAACAGACCAAGCCUGUUGAUUACACGUGUGUGGGAAAUCAGAUGCUGUCCAAUUUCCUCGGUUCCUCGUCCGAGGAAAAUCAAUUGAAGAAUUUUCAGUGCGCGCAUUGUACUUACACAACCCCCGCGAUGCCCCUCCUCUUUCUUCACGAGCGAACCCACGUGAGCUCUCAGGAAAACCUCGAGGGGGAUCGAGCGCAGCAGUGCCCGAUCUGCUCGCACGACUUCCAUCAGCCGGAGCUGCUCUAUCAGCAUCUGCUCACCAACCAUCAGUUACCCUCUCUGUUGUCGCAAUUCCAGCAACCUCUCGUACAUAAUUUUAGAUUGGACAUCGACGUGCAAACAAGCGACGUCAAUGACAGAGCUGAUCAGGAUACGAAAAGUGACCGUGUGGGAUGCAGUCCGCAGACCGAUCGGAACGUCCCCGAGCCCGUGAAAAAUCAGCGGCAGGAUGAGACCGCGGUGCAGGUGACGCCCCAGGGUGUGUACAAGUGCGCCCAGUGCGGCUACGCGACGACGAAUCUGAAUCGCAUUAAGAAGCACGUGCGGAAGGAUCACAAGGCGUCGGGCGAUCCGACGGAGAGCGUGAUCGCCGAGCUCAGCAAGACCCUGAAGGACGUGGCGAACAAGCAGAAGAUGCCGGCCUGCUACGCGAUGCCGCAGGACCCAAACCCCGACAAGACCAUCAUGCAGCCGUUUCUGAUCGAGGAGCAAGAUUUGAUGCAGGUGGGCGCCGAGUCCAGCUCGGCGAAGAGAUUCGCGCCGGCUCUGAUCUACUUGCCGGUCAAGUCCAGAAUCAGCAACGCCCUGACCGCCUCUUUCACUCUCACCCCAGCCUGA